AUCUCUGUUGUUCUUGCAUCUCUAUUGAAAAUAAUAACAUUUAUUUCGGUUGCACAUUUCAAGAUGAAUUUGGGCAAAUUAAACGCUGUCAGCAGACUUCCUGCCCUUCGCUUAAGCCAGCAAUACUCGAGCGCUGCUAAAGCGGAACUUCCGGCGUCCUUGGUGGAUGAAGAGGAACCGGCUUAUCCGCAGGCGGUGGACAGAUCCGGCCUGCAGCCGCAACACAAAAAUGUGCUCUUUAACAAUGUGCCUUACCAGGAGGCACAUUCCUGGAUUCAUCUGACCGAGAAAUACCAGAGACAGGCAUUCGGACGUUAUGGCGCCAAAAGUAAUGUAAACCCUAAGAUUUGUUUCGAUUCCCGCGGAGAGAAAGACAACAGGCAGGUUAUGCAACUAGAAACGCUCCUGAAAAUGCUGGAGAAGAACCGCGCGCAGAAGGCCGAGGAGCUGGAGAAGAUCAACGCCCGCGAGGAGGACAUUGCGAAGAAGUUGGAGAAGCUGAAGCAGUGGAAGGCGGACCUGCACGCGAAGGUGGCCAAGCGAGAGGCGGAUGCGGCGGCGGCCAUCGCUCGCAAGGAACGCCUGGUGGAGGAGGUGCGUCGACACUUUGGCUUCAAGGUGGACACCCGCGACGAGCGGUUCAAGGAGAUGCUGGAGCAGAAGGAGAAGGAGGACAAGAAGAAGCAAAAGGAGGCCAAGCGAAAGGCAAAGGAGGAGAAGAUGAUGGCCAAACUGGUGGAGAAGACAUCUGCGUAAUGUUACUUUAGUCGCUAAAACCAUCUAUAUAAGCAAGGAACUGUUGUCUGUUGCCUACUAAAAUAAAUGUCCACCAAGAGGUACUUUUACCAAAAAAUUCGAAGAGAUAUAGCAAAUUAACAAUAGAAGAAAUAUAAUCCCCGAAGGAUUGAACGUAUUAUACGCGGUGAAAACCCAUGUAGAUAAUCAAUGAUAUGUUUACUUGACAAUGUCAAGUCGACUUUUAAGUGUGUUAGCGGAUACACAAACCACAAUCCUGUUAUCGGUAGCGUUUAGACUAUUCGAUAAAUAUGAUAUCGUUAAUUUUUUUUGAAUUUAGUAACAUUUUGAACGGGAAACAUCGUUUUGAAAGAAACUAAAACUUUAAUUAUUAUGAAAAUUUUCCAGUUAAGAAAUACUUUGUAUUUGGUCCAGUCCUUAUAAUAAAUUACCACAGUUCCCUUAUAUAUAAA
Drosophila elegans is the source of this 1208-nucleotide messenger RNA. RefSeq names its product growth arrest and DNA damage-inducible proteins-interacting protein 1 (gene CRIF). Gene Ontology annotation, cellular component: nucleus. The coding region runs from base 64 to 756 and encodes 230 amino acids. The record is from RefSeq and is a predicted model, not a curated record. NCBI's taxonomy places the organism in Eukaryota, Metazoa, Arthropoda, Insecta, Diptera, Drosophilidae. The transcript has a single exon.